AUGAUUCUCGCUUCGGGUGCGAGAGGUCCCGGGUUCAAUUCCCGGUUCGGCCCAAUUUUAGAUGUGCUGGUGCAUCCCAUAAACAUUAGUAGUAUGUUUUCGCUGUGGGGCGGAUCCGAAAAGCGUAAAAGCGUAUUUAAUGUGGCCGAAUGGUCUAGGGGUAUGAUUCUCGCUUCGGGUGCGAGAGGUCCCGGGUUCAAUUCCCGGUUCGGCCCAGCAUUUUAUGUUCUGCACUCCAUGUACCCAUCAGUGGCUAGCUAUUAUGAUGGGGCCCCAGUAAAAAGUGAUAUGUAA
Messenger RNA from Auanema sp. JU1783, 294 nucleotides. The record is from the annotation of a GenBank genome assembly. NCBI's taxonomy places the organism in Eukaryota, Metazoa, Nematoda, Chromadorea, Rhabditida, Rhabditidae.